ACUCUAUCUGUCAUUUAAAUCUGCCGCUUUCAUAACGAACGCCAGCACGUGUUUGUUUACAGCGCAGUGAACGCGCACUGUAAUGCGCACGUGGGUUGCCAUAUGUGCUCUAUUGAAAUGCAGAGGUGUGGUCACGCAUGAAGUCAUUAAGCAGGAAAUAAAGUUUCUGAUUUCUCGAAGGACAUUCAGCCUUAUCAUUCAAGUAACUUACUUAUACAGCAUAGAAUGGCGUACUGUACACAAACACUGGCUAAGGGCUGCUUUGGGAAAAUAUAUAAGGAGAAGUUUGGAGACUCAUGGGCUGCUUUGAAGAGAGUUCCUGUAGGUCUCAUCAACAGAAUAGAGCUGGAAAGAGAAUGCAGAGUAUAUCAUAAUGCUCGGCAUCCUAAUGUGGUGAAGCUUCUUGGUGACCCUUGGAUAAAAGACUCGAAGUGGAACAUUCCUUUAGAAUUUAUCUUCGGGGAAGAUCUUGAGACGACCAUCUUUAAAACACAAAUCUCCAAAAUACAGUUGACUCCAGCAGUGAGAGCCACAAUCAUCACAGGGAUGUGUGAAGGUUUACUUUAUCUACACAGUAAAGACAUCGUCCACCAAGACCUCAAACCAGACAACAUCAUGGUUGAGCAUCAAACCUAUCGUGCUGUGAUCAUUGAUUUGGGACUGGCAAAGUUCUCUAAAAAUGGACUGAGCUCUGCAGCAAACAUGGGCAAUGAAGCGUACUCUGCUCCAGAGAUCCUGCAGAUGAGGGGAGUUCGUGACAAGCGUUCAGAUGUUUGGGCUAUGGGUAAAGUCAUUGCUGAACUCUGUGCCCGAAUCAGGUUACCCACCCAAUCCGUGUCUCCCAGCAAAAUUCAAGAAACUUUAAAAGAUCUUCCGUACUGUAUGCCAGUGUCCCGUAUGGUGGGGAACAAUCCAUUUUACAGAGCUUCUAUGUCUGAAGUCAUUUUAGACAUCAGGAGAGCUGCUUCAGGUUCACAAACGGAUAUCAAACCAAGAGACGUCUCCGUAACACAGGCAAAUGAAAUAAGAGGAAAUCAAAGGUGGGGUUUGCAAGCAGCCGCGCCACCAAGGAUGGAGGUCAGGAAAUCUCCUGUGUUAUACUAUCGAACGGAUCAACCACAACAGAGGGAAAUGGGAAAGGCAGUAGUCCCGUUAAAAGGAGCGGGUUUGAACAAUCAGAUGUCUUUAAUGUCAUUUCCAUGCCCCCUUCCAGAGACUGGCAAAGUGACUCAGGAACGUUACAUUGAGGAGAAAGGAGCUAUGGAAUAUAAAGAGAUAGUCACAAAGGGAGGAAGAAUCAUUAAGUAUGAGAAAGUGCAAAUAUCCAAAAGCUCUUAACUGUCACAGGAACUGAAUGUCAUUUCCGUAUGAGUGUCGGCUUGUAUAUAAAAAAGGGAUUGUGUUGUUUUUGUAAGGCAGCUGGAAAAGUGCCAAGAACUGAGUUUGUUUGUGGAGCUGGGUCACAAAACAGUAGAAGCCCAUUCUUUGUCAGAUCCUGAGGAAUGAUAUCCUGCCCUCCCCUCAGGCGUCGUUGAUGCCCAGGAACUGAACCCCCUCUUCUUAUCACAACUCUCCCCUUCAUCUCUUCAGGCCCUGAUCUCUAGAAAAGUGCUAACGCAUUUCAUUCUAUGUAUAUCGAUUAUUGUCUUGUUAGUAAGAUUUGAUCAUCAUGCUUGGUAUUGUUUUAAAGGUCAAGGUGCGAUGGGUAAAAUGGUCUGGUUCCUUCAAACCUAUCAAAGAGUGUAUUAGAACUUUUUGACUUUAGGACAUAACCUGACCUUCUCUAAGAGGUGUGACUUUCUCAGGGAAUCUUGUUUACAGGUAGAUUGUUCAGAUAGAUCCCAUUCACAAGAAAACAAACAAGCUAGGUUUCUCACCGACCAUUGAAUUCUUUGUUACAUCUGGGUCUAUAAGGUGCAUUGGACUUAGUGAAGCAUCUGUAACCAGAACGUCCCACACUGCAACUGUGUGUCUCGAUUUUGCAAGGUAUGCAUUUAUUUAAUUAUUGUACUUGUUUAUACUCUUUGUUUAAAUUCAACUUUGAAUUUGCUUUGUAUGUGCAUUGGUUUUAAUUGAUGUUGUACCUGCCUGGCAUAAUAAAUUGUUAUUGUUGAUUUAUUAAGAA
This is a messenger RNA of Triplophysa dalaica, 2125 nucleotides long. RefSeq lists its product as uncharacterized. The record is from RefSeq and is a predicted model, not a curated record. Bases 226 to 1338 code for a protein of 370 amino acids. Gene Ontology annotation, molecular function: protein kinase activity; ATP binding. Gene Ontology annotation, biological process: protein phosphorylation. Lineage: Eukaryota; Metazoa; Chordata; Actinopteri; Cypriniformes; Nemacheilidae. The transcript is spliced from 6 exons.